Molecule: messenger RNA, 1056 nt
Organism: Suillus subalutaceus
Lineage: Eukaryota; Fungi; Basidiomycota; Agaricomycetes; Boletales; Suillaceae
Exons: 6
Coding region: 1-1056 (351 amino acids)
Source: RefSeq, a predicted model, not a curated record
AUGGCUCGUCCAAGUCUGUUGACCCAAUUCAGACUCUUCCAAGCACCAGCUCGACGAGGUUCUUCCACUGCAGUCCAAGCGGCUGGUCUUGUGAAUGAUGUUGAGGAAAAUACUCCCACGACAGACUUGGCUGCCGACCGCAGGGCCACAAGUUUGAGUCCCCCCACAACUCCAGUGAGACGCCCACGAAGUGCUUCAGCCGACAAUGAUAUCGACAGUGAACAUGAAACAAAAUGGCUUAAACGAUUUGCUAUGGAUGUUUGCAGGACCCAUGGUCUGCCCGACAACGCUUUGGAUGACUUUCUCAAUGCCAAGUCUGUCAAGGAGAUGUUUUUGAAUUUGAUGGCAACCCUGCUCACAAUGCAAAGGGCCGCCAAACGAUCUGCAAGUCAGGAAUUUAUUGCUUCGGAUGAUUUCAAGGGUAUCAUGAAAGAUAGAUUAUGUGCAUGCUUACUAUCGCCGAACCUAACAGGAUAUGUCCUCAAGCUUGCAGACAAUGUCAUUGCCUACACAAAGAAACACCCUACAACUUUCAAAAUUCCCGAUGGAAUCUUCGAGGAUUCGGAGAUGUCAGAUGUGGUGACUACAUUCAUCAAGGAGAAUUUGACGGCACAGCGGGGGAGCAUGAAGCAAAAGAUCAAUCAUAGUGUCAAAAUCAAGGCCAAUAUAUCUGUCCUCGCCAAGUCUCUGGCAACAACAGGUCACAAAGUUACAGCAGCACACUGGGUGCACUUUGCCUUUCUACGCAGUACCUUUGUCAACUUCCAGACUGUUGUUGAGCAGUCUAAGGCCACAUUGGCAGCUCAGGACAGUGCUGCUGUAGUGGAGAACAGGGAUGAAGACAAUGACUCCCUCGAUACCCUAGGCCCAGAUCCAGCCACAAGAGAGAACCAAGAACCUGAUGAAGUCACAGUUGCUGAUACGAUGGAGAAGAAACGGAACUGGGUAUCAACCAAUCUUUGGGAAUAUGUCGACCUUCUCCUUUGUGAUGUCAGGCAGGAAGCUCAUGCCAUUGGGAAGACACCAUUGGAACGCAAAAAGAUAGUCGAGACAUAA